Molecule: messenger RNA, 550 nt
Organism: Haplochromis burtoni (Burton's mouthbrooder)
Lineage: Eukaryota; Metazoa; Chordata; Actinopteri; Cichliformes; Cichlidae
Product: ankyrin repeat domain-containing protein 46
Molecular function (GO): protein binding
Source: RefSeq, a predicted model, not a curated record
GUGGUCAUCGCCCUCCUCUCCCUGGGCAUCGCCUACUACGUCAGCAGAGUCCUGCCUUUCUCAGGGUGGAGAGGAGGCAGGAAAAUAAAUGAAGAUCUUUAUGUAGAACAAAAACUCUGGUGUUUAUUUGUUGUGCAAAUCUGAUCAUUUUAUUGGAAUCUGAACGACAUCAUGUGAUGCUGUCAGCACGAAGAAGAGAGGACGGUGACUCAGAGACACCGACAGCUUCAUGUGUGGCCUAACACCUUUACAAGCACUCAUUGAUAAAGUCACCUUUACAUCCCUGUUUGCUCUGUUACAAGCUGUAUAUUGCUGAUGUUUUGUAACUUUUCAUUGUUUUCUCCUCACUUGUUAUUUAUUCAAAUGUCUUUGGUGUGAAUUUUUCCCUCGCUGUCUUUAUUUCACACAAAUACCUGCAGCCUUUCUGUCUGGAAACAGUUUUGUCAGGAUAUCUUGAUGUUCUUUGUUCAAAGGGUUUCAGUGUUUAUUCCAUCAAACAUUUGAAGUCAUUUAAUGUGCAAAAUGAAUAAAAUCAUGACUGUAAUCAUCA